Daphnia carinata is the source of this 734-nucleotide messenger RNA. RefSeq names its product ADP-ribosylation factor-like protein 2-binding protein. The coding region runs from base 192 to 626 and encodes 144 amino acids. Gene Ontology annotation, cellular component: mitochondrial intermembrane space. Gene Ontology annotation, biological process: positive regulation of tyrosine phosphorylation of STAT protein; maintenance of protein location in nucleus. The transcript has 5 exons. Lineage: Eukaryota; Metazoa; Arthropoda; Branchiopoda; Diplostraca; Daphniidae. The record is from RefSeq and is a predicted model, not a curated record.
UGUUUUAUAGCUCAGGUUGUCGGCUAAAUAAUCCUGAUGAUUGAAUCAUUUUACCUAAUUAAUGUGAAUGAUUGAAGAAAUUUACACAACACUGUUCUUGUCAAUUAAUUCUUUUGUAGGAGUGACAUUAAGAUACGUUCUAAAUUUUUUUAUGCAAAAUCAUUGUUUAGUCGGUUGUGUUCCUUACCUCAAUGGAUACAUCUAGUCACGAAGAUAUUGAAUCAGCAGACCCUAAAUUUGUGAAAUUUGAUCGAUGCAUCGGCUGUAUUGAGGAAAUAAUAAUAAGCGAAGAAUUCUUGAAAAUUCAGCACAACUUCAUAGCCAAACACUGUAUAAUGUUCGAUGAUAAAGAAGAGAAUAAGCUAAUCUAUACCAGCAUAUUUCAAGAUUAUGCUCAGCUGGCUGAAACAUAUCUUGAGCAAAAAUUGAAGCAAAGCAUUCCAGAUUUUUCUAUGAAAGAAUUCUGUAGAGAAUUGAGUCAUCAGCCAGUUCUUGAUGGAGAAGUGUUCGACAUGCUGCGUGAAUGCAUUGAUUUCUGUUCGUUCAAAACAAUGAUGGUUGAUUUUAAAACGAGCCGAAAUCGAGACAACCUUCUACUCAGCGGCUUCAAGAUUUCGCCCGGUUAAUAAACCGAAUUGUAAUGCUUCUCUUACAGGUUGUUACUGUAUUUAUUAUUUGUACACCUACUAAAGCCACUCUUGUCAAAUGAAACGCAAUAAAUCAUUUUCAUUAUU